Tinamus guttatus (white-throated tinamou) is the source of this 1125-nucleotide messenger RNA. Lineage: Eukaryota; Metazoa; Chordata; Aves; Tinamiformes; Tinamidae. The record is from RefSeq and is a predicted model, not a curated record.
AUGGCUAGUCAAAGCAGUAGCAAGCAAGAAGAAAAGCAAAUAAGUCAUCAAGGAAAAAAGUCAGAUGAUAGUUCUGGAAGCAAGGCUCUAACCGUUUCUGCAAUGGUGUCUGUUGCUUCAGACAUGAUGUUCUCUUUGCUGGAAACCAUGCAAGUACAAAAGAAAGAAGGUAAAAAAGUGCCAGCUUGUGUAUUUCUGAAGAAAGUUCUCCUGGAACACACCAAGGAAGUCAUAUCUGACCUGAUAGACUCGACCAUGAAAAAUCUGCACAGUGUCACUGGAGUGCUCAUGAAAGACACUGACUUUAUAUCAACACUGAAUAAGAAUCUGUUCAAUGUAGGAAGCCUGAAAGCUGCUGAAAUUUUGGAUGCAAUGGUGAGACGCCUGCUUAGGGAUUUAUCAGAUGAUAGAGGGCCUGCCGCUUCUCAAAGCCUAGCAUUUACAGCACUUAAAGCUAGGUCCCAGUCAGAUGUAAAAUCUCAAGGCAUGAGAAUUUCAGCAAUGAAGGGUGAAAUGCAUAAUCUAGGUAAAGAUAGGGACAGAGGAGCCAGUACGUCUCACUCAUCGGAGAAGUAUUCAGAAAAACAUUCCUCAAUGGAUAAAUAUGCAAAAGAUCUUAUCACGACUGCAUUAAAGCUGAUAAAACAGUAUUUACUGCAUCAGACAAAUGGUAACUCUUCUGAGUAUGGCGGCUCUUCCUUUGGGUAUGUCCAUCGAGAUACUCACUUAGAAAAUGCUGGGACAUGCCACAGCUCAAAAUCCCUCGCAGCGUAUUCAAGAAGUGAUCUCCAUGAUCAAUCCGGUUUUCAAAAGGGAGACCUAGCAAGUAGCUUCUUAAGCCUCAUACAGAAGCUCAUAUGUGAGGCAGGCUCCAGCAUGGAUGAGAGCUCCAGUGAAACACACAGGAGCUCUAACAAGUACGGCAAUGCAAGUGAGUCCCAGAAACAAGUUUCAGUCGGACAACCAUGUUCAUCCAUGGAUCAGCUUGAUGGUUUAAGUCAAGUAAAUGAGCAAUUCAUUGGCCAACUUGUGGAUUCUGUGAUGAAGCUGUGUCAACUCAUGGCCCAAGAAAGUGCUGCAGACUUAGCAAACGGCAACUUUUCGGAUGAUCACGCUGCUUCUUGA